Molecule: messenger RNA, 3967 nt
Organism: Cherax quadricarinatus
Lineage: Eukaryota; Metazoa; Arthropoda; Malacostraca; Decapoda; Parastacidae
Source: RefSeq, a predicted model, not a curated record
AUGAGACUCAUACUACAGAUCAACACUAAAUCAGAAUCAAAGCAGCAGCUACUCAAGCAACAAAAUUUGGCUAGAUUUCUUGACAAUUGUCAUCUUGAUACCAGAGGCUGGCAUUUGCAGUGUCAAUACUGCAGGUCAUCCUGGUACAAGAAGGUGGCAUUUGUAGUGUCAAAACUGCAGGUCAUCGUGUACUGCAGGCCAUCCUGGUACAAGAAGGUGGUACUUGUAGUGUCAAUACUGCAGGUCAUCCUGGUACAAGAAGGUGGUACUUGUAGUGUCAGUACUGCAGGUCAUCCUGGUACAAGAAGGUGGUACUUGUAUUGUCAGUACUGCAGGUGUUGUGUUGAGGCAACACAAUGUACAGUUGUUAAUGCAGGAGACCAAUUAGAUCAACAUUUACACUCACUCAAACAAUCUUCAGAACAGUCUCAGUGUGGAUAUCAGACCAGGUUUUUCAUAAGCAAAAAAACAAUUCAGUGUUCAGUGUGUCUAAAAGAGUUUUCUGAAAAAUAUAAUUUAGUCAUUCACAUGAGAACUCACACUGAAGAGAAGCCAUAUCAGUGUUCAGAAUAUCUGAAACACUUUUCUAAUAAAUCAAGCUUAGUAAGUCACAUGAGAACUCAUUCUGGAGAGAAGCCAUAUCAGUGUUCAGAAUGUCUGAAAGACUUUUCAAAAAAUUCACAUUUAAUAAGACACAUGAGAACUCAUACUGGAGAGAAGCCAUAUCAGUGUUCAGAAUGUCAGAAAUGCUUUCCUGAAAAUUCAGGAUUGAUAAUUCACAUGAGAACUCAUACUGGGGAGAAGCCAUAUCAGUGUUCAGAAUGUCUAAAAAACUUUUUCAGCAAAAGUAAUUUAGUAAACCACAUAAGGACUCAUACCGGAGAGAAGCCAUAUCAGUGUUUAGAAUGUUUGAAAGUCUUUACUCAAAUGUCAAGCUUAGUAAGUCACAUGAGAGUUCAUACUGGAGAGAAGCCAUAUCAGUGUUCAGAAUGUCUGAAAGACUUUUCUGUAAAUUCACAUUUAGUAAGACACAUGAGAACUCAUACUGGAGAGAAGCCAUAUAAGUGUUCAGAAUGUCAGAAAUGCUUUUCUGAAAAUUCAGGAUUGAUAAUUCACAUGAGAACUCAUACUGGAGAGAAGCCAUUUCAGUGUUCAGAAUGUCUGAAAGACUUUUCCUGCAAAGAUUAUUUAGAAAACCACAUAAGGACUCAUACUGGAGAGAAACCAUAUCAGUGUUCAGAAUGUCUGAAACGCUUUACUAAAAAUUCAGGAUUGAUAAUUCACAUGAGAACUCAUACUGGAGAGAAGCCAUUUCAGUGUUCAGAAUGUUUGAAACACUUUCUUCGCAAAUCACAUUUAGUAAGACACAUGAGAACUCAUACUAGAGAGAAACCAUAUCAGUGUUCUGAAUGUCUGAAAGUCUUUACUGAAAAAUCAAGCUUAGUAAGUCACAUUAGAAUUCAUACUGGAGAGAAGCCAUAUCAGUGUUCAGAAUGUCUGAAAGUCUUUACUCAAAAAACAAGCUUAGUAAAACACAUGAGAAUUCAUACUAGAGAGAAGCCAUAUCAGUGUUCAGAAUGUCUGAAAGAAUUAUCUAGAAAAUCCAAUUUAGUAAAUCACAUGAGAACUCAUACUAAAGAUAGGCCAUAUAAGUGUUCAGAAUGUCUGAAAAGCUUUUCUAAAAGAUUUCAAUUAAAAAGUCACAUGAGAAGUCAUACAAAAGAGAAAGUUUUGCCAGAAGGGAUGUCAUUUGUCUAACGCUAACAUUUCACUGUUGGUCCCAUAAUAUUACGGCUUUCAAGCCAAUGUUGCUCCCGUAAUACUACACCAAAAUUCUUGCAGAAGAAAGCUGAUAGGCCUACUAGAAGAGAAUGUGUCUGAGUCGUCAGUGUGUGCAGUAUAAACAAAAAUCUUGCAGCAUGCAGUGCAUAAUGAGAGAUUUUUUUUUUUUUUUUUUAACAGUGAUGUUGUCAAUUUAAACCAAAUUUAUUUAUGAUUGUAUUCCCAUUUUCUUUGUCUCAUUUGAAGAUGUACUACAAAAAUUGAAUUGAUAUUGAAUAGUUUAUGGACUAAAAGUACCUUGAAACUGAGCUCGAAAUAGAGGAAAUGUUUUAUUUUUGCUGAUGUUUAAAAGUAUACAAAUCACAUCACAUGUUUAAUACACAUCAACUGGUGAGUUUGAAAGGCUUUCACAAAUGCACUGAUAUUAUUACCAUUUUUACAAUAAUGCAGUAGUCUGCAUUACAGUAAAUCUUCUAUUUUUUGUGUUAAUGAAAAUUCAAAAUGGAAAGCAAGCACAAUAUGAGGGGCUGGGAUAUGUGACUAAUGAACAGAGAAAAUUUUCAGCCUCCCAACCUCUUCAAGGGGGGCUCUUUGGCGUGGUGAAGAGGCUCUUUGUUUGAGGAAUUAGACCUGCUGGUCUCCUUCCUCAGACCGAAUCUAGUUACCCUCCAAUCCCCCCUCCCCUAUCCCAUCCUCCCUUUUUCCUUUCCUCCUCCUCCCCAUCCCUCCCUUAUUCCCUUCCUCUUUUUGAACUUUGGGAUUCUUCCCAGAGGCAUGCUAGUUCCUAGGUAGGGGGAAGGGUACCAGGGUCUAUCCCAUUCCAUUGAGGUUCUUGGUGGUGGUGUAGUUUGCCAUGGAAUCUGGAUCACCUGGGGAUGUCAUGAUCCCUCUCCGAUUUCUCGGGGGGGGGGGGGGGGGCUUUGGGUGUCUUUCAGGCAAUGGGUGUAUCUCUGGAGGCUGCCUUUCAGAUUCCUGGGGUGGUGGAAAAAGAGGUAUGCUUUGUGGUGGAUAUCUGGCUGCCCUCUCUUUUGUCCACCGAAGUAGCUCAAUGGAUGUGAGGUUGCUAUCCUGGAUUGCUGGUUUACUGACAUGAAGGGUAGGGUAUGCCACAGGUUUCACGCCACAUCUGCACUACUUGCAGUGCUGAGGUCCUCUUGGGCACAGAGGGAGAUUUCUGGCCGCUUCAUUCCCCCUUUUUUUAUUUUUCUUUUUUUCUUAAAAACAAAAAGAAAGAAGUAACCUAACCAUGAAGGACCCAGUCCAUGACCCUGCUACCACUGGGCCUCUUCUUGAUACCACACCUUGUUCUGACCCUGCUUCGUUUUUGACCACUCUUCGGACAGUCCUGAUGCCAUUGUACCUCUUGCUGGUGCUGUUUCAUCACCCGCUUCAGGUACCAGGGUUUCGACUGACUCCUUCAAUUUGUCUGACCUCUGCUCUCCUUUGACUAUGCUUCUGGCCUCUCCCUGUAUGGUGCGUUUGAAUUGCCAGCCCAUCUCACGUCGGACCAACUCCGGUCCCACUCCUAAACGCCAAUAAUAAUUGCCUGAUGAUACUUCGCCACCUUCUCGCUUUUCUCAGAAAAGACCAACACAUCAUGCACUCCCUUUCCAUGCUCAGUUUUGGAAUGCACAAUGGACUAAAUACUUUGUGACCGACUUCCUCUAUUGCCUAUCUUUCCGAGCAUGGUAUUGGCAAAGUGCUCGUAUGCCAUGUUGGUAGAGAUAUUUCCUUUCAUGCUCUCAAGAGCAGUAUGUGCAUCAUCACUGUCCAAAAUGCUACCCAAACUCAUAAUCUUUCUCCUCUUUCACAUAUCAAUACUGUUCCUGUCACUAUCAAAAAACAUCAUUACCUCAAUUCUUGUAGUGGUACUCCUCUUCAAGGGGGGGCUCCCUGGCAUGGGGAAGAGGCUCUUGGUCUUAGGAAUUAAACCUGUUGGUCUCCUUCCACAAACCAAACCUAAUUACCCCCCAGUCCCCCCUUCCCUAUCCCAUCCUCCCUUUUUCUUUUCCUCCUCACCCCCAUCCCUCCCUUAUUCCCUUCCUCUUUUUGGCCUUUGGGAUUCUUCCCACAGGCCUACUGCUUCCUAGGUAUUGGGAAGGGUACCGGGGUCAUUCCCAUUCCAUUGAGGUUCUUGGUGGUGGUGUAGUUUGCCGUGGAAUCUAGAUCGCCUGGGGAUGUUCCG